Molecule: messenger RNA, 2127 nt
Organism: Actinia tenebrosa (Australian red waratah sea anemone)
Lineage: Eukaryota; Metazoa; Cnidaria; Anthozoa; Actiniaria; Actiniidae
Molecular function (GO): protein binding
Source: RefSeq, a predicted model, not a curated record
CUGCCACCAAAUGUUUGAUGUUACCAAAUUGUCAAUGUGCAGACCUCGCCAUUCGAGUCCGGAGAGGCGUGCAAACUGCAGACGUCAUUCAACUAUCACCAGCACACACUGUGUUAUAUUCCUCGUGUUGACCUGACCACACGACCUACAGAGUGUUCUGUCGAAAACAGUCUUGUUUUGCGAUUUUAUUCUUGGCAGCAUAAGCGACUGGUAUGUACGGUGUAUGAGGUUUGCUAACGCGAAAGGAUGACGUGGUACUGCGUUAGGGCGGCUCUAAUUCCAUUGCUGUGCCUGUUCUUCUGGGGUAACCGCAUCUAUGGACGAAAUAUUUACAAGAAUGAUUUACAACACGUUGCAUCAAGUUCUCGAAAUCUUCCCUUAGCGCGGAAUGCAUUUCGCAGUAAACUAAGGCUGAAAAGUCCAUUAAAGUCAGGAUCAGAUCUAAGGGCCGAAAUUCUUUUACAGUUUUUCUUCAGCAAGACCUUAUGCAAGUUUGUCAAAAAGCAAACAGGAGAAUUUGAAAGACAAUGCGAAAUUUCGAGUCAAUAUCCACCGUUCAAGGAAAUCGAUUUUCUUAGUUUCAUCCAAAACCCGCUUCCCCCCGGUGUCUUGAAAACCACGAGUCCAUUCGGUCCAGAAAGUAGUCCUGCAUUCAGACUACAGCCAUGGGCGAAUAUCGGUCGUUUUGCAAGCUAUUUCUUCAGCAGCAGAAUCAAACCUUUCUUCUCCAUAACUGCAAUCGUACGGCCAACCAGCCAAAGAAGCGGUUACUUGCUCACCAUCAUGCAGAUGCCCGCGCAUUCGCGGAUAGCAUUCGGCUUAAAGCUGCACUCCAAUGAGCAAAAUACCUUCAUUACUCUGGAAUACACAAAUAUAACGCGCCAGAAACACGUGUUCAGGUUUAAAGUGCCACAGUUUACGGGUUCAUGGAGACGCCUGGGUGUGGCAUUUCAGAGCCGGGAGGUUUCGCUAUACCUGGAAUGCCGUAAGGUCGAGACAAAAUACCUGAAAGAAGAUUCACCUGAUAUCUUUGUUCCCUCCCCAAGUGGUAUUUAUGUUGGGAGUGCUGGAUUUCUAGCAUCAGGCAAACAGCCAUUUCUGGGAGACAUAGCUGAACUAAAAUAUUAUGGACGACCAGAAGAAGCGAUGAGUCAAGACUGCAAGAAGGAAUAUUUUACAACAAUCAAACCAACAACCAUCCCAUCCACCACAACAUCAUCUACGACAACAACUGGGGCCCCAAUAACUCAGUCUACUCCAAGAGUAGUAUCUACUUCGAAAUCUACGACCAUAUCUCUAGAUACCACAAAAAGUAGAAACCUACCAGCAGUCAGGAAAACAUCUGCAACACAACAUUAUACUCAAAACAAUACUGAUGAACAACCUACGUCUCCAGUCACGGGUAUCAGCACAGACUUCACAAAACCACCUCCAACUACUUUUCCAUCAGCAUCUCUUUCAACGGAAUCUUCUCUAGGGACUGAUCAUACUCCUCCAGCUACGGGCAUCAGUACAGACUUUACAAAUGUCUCACCUACUUCUACUAGUAAAACUUCAGACAAACCAGAGGGCACAUCCGCUACUACUGCAAGUCCAACUGUAAGCACAGGAAGAGAUAGUACUGGUACUACUGCUGCAAGUCCAUCUGUAAGCACAGAAGCAGACAGUACAGGUACUACUGCUGCAAUUUCAUCUGUAAGCACAGGAAGAGACAGUACUGGUACUACUGUUGCAAGUCCAUCUGCAAGCACUGAAACAGAGAGUACGGAUACUACUUCAGAGUCUGCAGAAACAACAAGAAGAACGUUGAAAACCACUGCUGCACAAGUGAUGACUACUGAAUCUGCAGAAACAGCAGGAAGAACGACGAAAACCACUGCGGCAACAGAGAUGGCUACUGAAUCUGCAGAAGCAACAGGUAGAACGAUGAAAACCACUGCGGCAACAGAGAUGGCUACUGAAUCUGCAGAAGCAACAGCAAGAACGUUGAAAACCACUGCUGCACCAGAGAUGACUACUGAAUCUGCAGAAACAACAGSAAGAACAUUGAAAACCACUUCYGCMCCAGAGAUGACUACUGAAUCUGCAGAAACAACAGAAAGAACGAUGAAAACCACUGCUGCACCA